ACCACCACGAGGCUGCAGCAAAAACAGCAACCGCUGAUUGAAUGGGUGAGGAGGGCAACAAUAUCAGGUGUCGCAAUGGAAGCGACUGCGUGAGGCAAGCAACAAAUAUGGAAGUUGCAACAAAUAUGGUCGAGGAGUACAACGACGAAGAAGAAGAAGAGGUAGAAGAGGAGGACGAUGACGAGGCGGAGGAAGAGGAGAAAGAGGAGAAGGAGGAGGAGGAGGAGGAUGACAAAGAAGAAGAAGAGGAGGAGGACGAAGAAGAAGAGAAGGGAGGAGGAGGAGAAGGACUAGGAGGAGGAGGAGGAGAUGGAGGAGGAGGAGAAGAGGAGGAGGAGGAGGAGGAGGAGGAUGAAGAAGAAGAAGAGGAGGACGACGACGACGAAGAAGAAGAGAAGGAUGAAGAAGAGGAGGAGGAGGAGGAUGAAGAAGAAGAGGACGAAGACGAGGAGGAGGACGAGGAUGGAGAUGAAGGAGGAGAAGAGGAGGAGGAGGAGGAGGAGGAGGAGGAGGAGGAUAACGAAGAAGAAGAAGAGGAGGACGAUGACGACGAAGAAGAAGAGAAGGACAAGGAGGAGGAGGACGACGAGGAGGAGGAGGAUGAAGAAGAAGACGAGGACAAGGACAAGGAGGAGGAGGAAGACAGCGAUGGAGAUGAAGAAGAGGAGGAGGGGGAGGACGAGGAGGAGAAGGACAACGGCGGCGAUGGACGGCGCCGACGAGGAGGAGGUGAAGGACUAGGAGGAGGAGGAGGAGGAGGAGAUGGAGGAGGAGAAGAUAAUGAUGAUGAUGAUGAGGAGGAGGAGGAGGACGAAGAAGAAGAAGAAGAUGAUGGCGAGGAAGAAGAAGAAGAAGAAAACGGUGAAGAGGAGGAGGGGCGGUGCAAGUUGGAGAGAAUGCUUGAUUAAAAAAAAAAAAAAAAAAAAAGGGCGGUAGGAACGGUGGAAGUCCGACUUCCACUGUUCCUCCCACCCUCCUUUUUUUUAUAUCAAUCAAUCAAUCAAUCUUUCAAAUCGAAUCCAAUCAAUAUGGAUUGGAUCU
This is a messenger RNA of Chara braunii, 1041 nucleotides long. Lineage: Eukaryota; Viridiplantae; Streptophyta; Charophyceae; Charales; Characeae. The record is from the annotation of a GenBank genome assembly.